AUGCCGAAAUUUGACACAUACACCCCACUCAACACCAGAAGGAAAGACAUAAUCAAGGAAAUCCUAAAUGCAAAGAUCAUCAAACCUCCGAGCAGAGCCGGCUCAUACCAGGAACAAAGAUAUGUGGACAAAUCAAAGCAUUGCGCUUUUCAUCAAAAGUUCGGUCAUAUGACAGACGAAUGCGUCAUCGCCAAGGAUCUGCUCGAAAGAUUAGCCCGGGAAGGUCACCUUGACAAAUACAUAGGAAAGAAAACGCAACAACACCCGAAGAUCACAGCCGAGCAUCCAACAGAACAUCAACCAAGUACAGCCGAGAAGAACAGAUCCCAACCACCAACAACAAGAGGAGUCAUACACUGUAUAUCAGGUGGAUCGGCAGGAGGGGGAAACACAAACUCGGCAAGAAAACGCAGCUAUAGGACGAUGCUAAUGGUCCAAAGCGCAGACGAUGCCCCUGCAAUAAAAUCACAUGUAAAUACGAUAUCAUUCGAGCGUUCGGACCUUCGAGCAAAAGCCACAAACCUCGAUGAUCCAGUAGUCAUUUUAAUUCAAGCAGGAGACCUUCUAGUAAAAAAGGUCCUGCUCGACCCAGGCAGCAGCGCCGAUGUUCUUUUUUUCUCCACGUUUCAGAAAAUGAAACUAAGUGCAAACACAAUGAUCCCAUCAUCCGGAGAACUCGUGGGAUUUUCAGGGGAAUGA
This is a messenger RNA of Arachis ipaensis, 699 nucleotides long. RefSeq lists its product as uncharacterized. The record is from RefSeq and is a predicted model, not a curated record. NCBI's taxonomy places the organism in Eukaryota, Viridiplantae, Streptophyta, Magnoliopsida, Fabales, Fabaceae.